UGGACUCGACAAACCCCUGGAGAACGAUGCUGAGGGCGUGUGGAGCCCGGACAUCGAGCAGAGCUUCCAGGAAGCCCUGGCAAUCUACCCACCAUGUGGCCGUAGGAAGAUCAUCCUCUCUGAUGAGGGCAAGAUGACGAAAUGAGUUGAUAGCAAGGUACAUCAAACUUCGCACAGGGAAGACACGGACCAGGAAGCAGGUGUCUAGUCACAUCCAAGUUCUGGCCCGACGGAAGGCCAGAGAGAUCCAGGUGAAGCUCAAGGUACGCUACGAUCAGGCUGCCAAAGACAAGGCCCUUCAAAGUAUGGCCACCAUGUCCUCGGCUCAGAUCAUCUCACCCACAGCCUUCCAGAAUAAGAUGGCUCUUCAGGGUCUUACGAGACCAGCUUACCCCGCUGCUGGUGGAUUCUGGCAUGGGACACUUCCAGCCCAGACAGGAGGCCAUGAGGACAUUAAGCCCUUCUCCCAACAGAGUUAUGCCAUGCAAACGUCAGGCCCGACCCCGAUAACAGGUUAUGAAAGCACAGCAGGGCUGUCCAUGUCUCCCGGCGCCCCCCCUUGGCAAGGGAGAAGUAUUGCCAGCUCCAAGCUGAGGAUGCUGGAGUUUUCUGCUUUUCUAGAGCAACCUCAGGACUCUGAGACAUUCAACAAACAUCUGUUUGUGCACAUCGGACAGUCCAACCCCAGCUAUAGUGACGCUUAUCUAGAGUCUGUGGACGUCCGGCAGAUCUAUGACAAGUUCCCAGAGAAGAAAGGAGGCCUGAAAGAGCUGUUUGACAAAGGGCCACACAACGCUUUCUUUCUUGUCAAAUUCUGGGCGGACCUCAGUGUAAACCUACAAGACGACAGCACCUUCUUCUACGGUGUGUCCAGCCAGUACGAGAGCUCAGAGAACAUGAUUAUCACCUCUUCUACCAAGGUCUGCUCUUUUGGCAAACAGGUGGUGGAGAAAGUCGAGACGGAGUACGCGCGCUUUGAGAAUGGACGAUACGUGUUUCGGAUCCACCGAUCCCCGCUAUGUGAAUACAUGAUCAAUUUCAUCCAUAAACUCAAACACCUUCCAGAGAAAUACAUGAUGAACAGCGUACUGGAAAACUUCACUAUCCUACAGGUGGUGACAAACAGGGACACACUGGAGACCCUGCUGUGCAUAGCUUAUGUCUUUGAAGUGUCUACCAGUGAGCAUGGCGCACAACAUCAUAUUUACAGGCUAGUCAAAGACUGACACAGUCGCACUGUUGGAACUUACCGGCUCCUAGACCUGUUGUAGCAAGAGUAAAGCAAGGGGAUACCCAAACAAAAAGACUAGAGACACCACAGAGCUUAAAGACACAGUCUGGUGAGUCGGCUGCGAACUCUGAGAAACACUACUGGCUGCGUCAGCGUAAGCAAGACCACUACUGCUGAAGAAGAUGAACCGUGGAAGCUGAAAGACUGUGAACAAGUGUGAUGAAGGACCAUCCUGCACUUGUUGGUCUCUAAACCAACAACCAACAGAAGCUGCAUGAGAGAGUCGUCGACUGCCUUCAUGUUUAACUAGAGCUUGUUUUAAAUGUAGAUGUGCAUGUGCAGGGGGGUGGGUGUUGAGUUGGACGGCCUCAGGUUGCCAUCUAGUGACUUGAAUAAAUAUUACAGUUGGAAGAGAAGAUAAGAUAUUCCUCUUUUGCACAUCCACAGAUCAUAAGUGAUGGUGCCAAAAUGUUUCGUUUAAACUCAGCAUUUCGGUGAUCAUGUACAGAAGCACAUUCGUCUCUUUACAAAGUUAGGAUGAGCAGCUGAACCUAAUGGCAGAAACCUGUUGUAUUCUCUUUGUUUGGCGUUGACGUUGAAUGUGUCUCGUAUUGUGUUCUUGUCUUUGACUGACAAUGGUCUGACUCCUACUGAAGGAACAUAGUAAGACUGCUGACCUGAACCAGAUGGGAACUGUAUGCUGAAAUUGUCUGCAUUUGGUAGCUGGCCUGUGUCUGAUAGGAAAAAAACACGUGUUUCACACAGAACUCAUGUUGCUGGUUUUUUGUUAAGUGUGGUAUGCAUCCAAAGGCAUAUGUUAUUAAACGAUUUAUCUCCAUAAACCUA
Molecule: messenger RNA, 2077 nt
Organism: Cyprinodon tularosa
Lineage: Eukaryota; Metazoa; Chordata; Actinopteri; Cyprinodontiformes; Cyprinodontidae
Product: transcriptional enhancer factor TEF-3-like
Exons: 11
Coding region: 306-1226 (306 amino acids)
Biological process (GO): embryonic organ development; hippo signaling; regulation of transcription by RNA polymerase II
Cellular component (GO): transcription regulator complex
Molecular function (GO): DNA-binding transcription factor activity, RNA polymerase II-specific; RNA polymerase II cis-regulatory region sequence-specific DNA binding
Source: RefSeq, a predicted model, not a curated record